AUGGCAUUCACCGGCAUAGCGUCUGACACGAAUGCGGCCAUCAUGGUACCUCAAAUUGAAGCGAGAUUCAUCAGAAAACACGACACGCUGCCAAUCAGCACGCCAGUCCCUAUGCUGGUUGUCCUAUUGCAGCCGCAGGCGGCGAAGUAUUUCGUAAGUGACAUCAAAAGUGUUUAUGAACUUAUAAACACAAAUGUUUGUGUUUAUGAAAUCUUCUUUUCAAAUUCUGAAUUUUCUUUUGAAAUUCUAGUAACUCAAGGUGUUGAUAGCGAAGAAGAACUACAGAAAUAUUGCCUUAAUCUGCUACUUGGUAAAAACAGUGUGAAUAUUCUAGGAACAGUUUUCAACAGCUUUCAUCCAUCUCAAAAAGAAUUACCUUUAUCACUAGACUACAAAAUUAGAUAUGCCGAUUAUGGUAAUUGGAGUAGGAUUGAAACAUCAAAGAAGUACCGAGCUCUUCAUUAUAAUCGUUCACACCAAGAAAAUUAUAAAGAUACUACUUUCCUUACAUGGCAAGCAUCUGUUGAAGAAACUUUUAUCGAUUCAAAAAUGGAUCCAAAUAAUCCGAUAGAUUAUAAGGUGAGGUUGCAAAGAUUUCCCAUUCCAGAUCACAGAAAAGCUUCAUCUGGCCUAGAUAUUGUACCUAUGCUUAUUAACUAUGGAUACUUUGUUUUUAUGUUAAAUCUGAUAAGAAGAGUCAUAGAGGAAAAGUCCAACGGUUCGAAAGAACUUAUGAAGAUGAUGGGAAUGACAAACACAGUGUAUUGGAUAAGCACAUUUUUAAACUAUUUUAUAGUGGGUCUACUGACAGUCUUAAGCAUCUCCAUAAUUUAUAAGUCUCCAUUGAAAACUGGAUUCGUCUUUUUAGCCAACACAGAUUUUUUUCUCAUAUUUCUGAUACUCCUGCUGUAUAUAAUCAGUGCGAUACUUUUUUGCAUGACAUUCACAAUAUUCUUCAAUCGAGCUGUCUUCGCAAUCAUAGCAUUUAUAAUCUUAUGGGAUACAUCAUUUAAUUUAUUAAUGCAAAAGUAUUUCUUGAUGAAUAUACAAACAAAUUACUUUGAUUUGUCUCUGUCUGCUAAACUGGCGAUGUGCUUGCUUCCAACUGGCAGUUUAUUAACUGUGUUUGGCAUGAUAUCUGUACAGAAACAAUGGGGGGAUGGUUUUAGUUGGUCCAAUAUUACAGAUUACGCAAUCAGUCCUGAUAUAAAUAUGGCAAUGGUUUUGGGAAUGAUGGUACUGUCGUGCUGUUUGUAUUCUUUUAUGCUUUGGUAUUUUGACAAGGUUUGGCCAUGGCAACCUGGUGUUCAUCAGCCCUUUUAUUUUAUGUUUACAAAAAGUUACUGGUGUGGUGUAAAACCUGAAUUUGAUGAUUUAGACGCAAUGAAAGGGAAAGAUCAGGAUGAAGAAUAUUUUGAAGAGGAGCCUACUGGAAUUUCCCGGGGAGUGGAGAUCAGAAAUUUAUCUAAGGGAUUUCAAGUGAACUUUCAGACGAAGAUGGAAGUCAAAAAUUUGUCUCUAAAUAUAUACCAAGGACAAAUAACAGCUUUACUGGGUCAUAAUGGGGCAGGAAAAACUACUACCAUCAACAUACUUACUGGUCUUUAUACCCCUUCUAGUGGUUCAGCAUCAAUUAACGGCGUGGAUAUUUUGUCUGAUACUCAUGGUGCUCGACGGGGGCUUGGUGUGUGCCCACAACACAAUGUUUUAUUUGACACUUUAACUGCAGAAGAACAUUUAAAAAUAUUUGCUGGGUUAAAAGGGGUGCCAUGGAGAAAUCUUGAGUCUGAAUCACUUAAAGUCUUGGAAAUUUUGAAGUUUACCGAGAAAAGAUAUGAGUUGGUGAAAAAUCUCUCAGGUGGAAUGAAAAGAAAAUUAAGUCUUGGAAAUGCAAUUGUUGGUGGUUCAAAU
Molecule: messenger RNA, 1911 nt
Organism: Parasteatoda tepidariorum (common house spider)
Lineage: Eukaryota; Metazoa; Arthropoda; Arachnida; Araneae; Theridiidae
Source: RefSeq, a predicted model, not a curated record